CAGUUGCGUUGGAAUAUGCUCAAGCACAUGAGUGAAUCUAGCGCUGCAUUCCGCAUGCUUUCCUCGGUCUUCUGGCUGUGGCUACGCUCUCAUGGAAUCGACCAUUAUUCGUGGAUGACGUGCGCGUUUCUCGUCAUGUAUUCUUUACAGGCUCAUUUCAGACUUCCUUCUCUACCCACAUCGGGUAUACAGUCUCCCUCGCAAGAAUUCUUGAGCAAAGCGAACAGCGGCUCGAAUCAAGUACUCCAACGUCUCAACAUACCUAGCGUUCCGAGCAUUGCGGAUCUACCAGACAAUCCAGGUGUUUUACUGUGCAAGUUCUUCUCAUUCUGGGCUAAUAGCAAACAUAUACCUUACAAUUACGUUCUCGACUCCAUCGGUGGAACGUACACUCCUCGGAAACAAAAGUACAGAGCCAAUGGAAAAGACUUGGACGAAGCGCAGAUUAUGAAAGGAUUGCGUACAUUAUCAAUCAAAGGCAUCAAGGAUGCGUAUUGGGAUUAUAAUCCUCUCGUACUGGUCGACCCUUUCCUACCCUAUCAUAAUCUCGCACACAUGGUUACGAAGCAUGCUCUUCACUUAAUGUUUCACAGGGCACAUUUCGCUGCUUAUGCCCUUAAACAUGGGCAACCUGUGACAGAAAUAUUUGGCACGGAGGGUCGAUCGCUCCCGGAUACAUACGCAUGGAAGCAGGGUGUUGCUUGGCUACCAUCACCCAGCAGCCAGUCAACGAGUUUACCGCAUCCGUUCCAGCGUACAUAUUAUACUUCCGCGCGAGCAAAGAGAUCAAAGCUGCCUCCACCCACGAUCCACGCUCUACCGGGAGUCCCCCGAUAUGUUCUUGCAAACCGCGAGAGGACCAUCAAGCGUGUUGAAAGGGCGAUUCGGAAACGAUAUGGCAAUCAGUAUACCGUGGAGUGUUUCGGUAGUACGCAGUACGGUGUUGACUCGCCUACGAGUGAUCUUGACCUUGUCAUACUGGAUCACGAUCGGGAGAACGGGUUCUCUCCGGAUGUUUCCACUCGAUCAUUACCUGUUGUGUACAACGUGCAAAACUUGGCCCGUUCCUUGGAAUAUAACGGCUUUCGAGUUUUUCAAACUAUUCCCACAGCAAGUGUCCCAAUAGUGAAGUUUGAAGACCCACGAACAAAUUUGAACUGCGACAUUAAUGUCAACGACCGUCUGGGCCUUUGCAACACGCGGCUUAUUGCUCAGUAUUGCAAGUUAUCGCCACUGUUGAGACCAUUACUCGGCUUGAUUAAGAAGUGGGCAAAGACAACGGGACUGAAUGACCCCUCGGGUGAUAAAGGCACUGCGACGUUUAGUAGUUAUUCGUUGACGUUGAUGACAAUUGGGUUCCUUCAGGCGCAUGAACAACUUCCAAACCUCCAAGCUGGCCUUCCACCGCUGACUGCAGAAGACGCGUUCUGGCUACGGGGGAAGGAUAAUGUUCGAACCCGAUGCGACCCUCGUUUCGAUCAGAAUCUUUCCUGGUCCCCACCUGAGGAUGCGGUCACGUUCGACUUGCGUGGGGUGUUGUGUGCUUGGUUCCGGUACUGGGGUCAUCAGUACAACUACUCGCUGGACGUCAUGAGUAUCCGCGAUGGAGGCGUUAUUCCUCGGGUUGACAAAGCCGAGACGACUCUAACUGCAGAUAAGCAAGGAAAGAAACGCGCGAAGGUCCUCGCACGACGAUCUCAACGAGACAGGAAGAGGGCGGAGAAGGAGGCUAGGGCUGGUCGUAAUACUUCUUCAGAUGCGAAGGAAACGGAGAGUUUUGUGGAUGAGUUAACUGGUGAACGUGUCGAGCUGGAAUUGGAGAGUGAAGACGUAGUAGAGGAGGCGGGAGAGGAGGAAACUGCGGCCGUUGAAGACCUUGAUGACACCGCGCUCGAAGAAAUGGCCGAAGCGGAUCUUGAACAGGGCAAACAGCCACGCUCAUGGGCGCUCGCAGCACUCGUCGUUGCUGAUCCUUUCAUUCUCUCCAAGAACGCAACUGGUGCGAUUACAGUACGCGCCAUCGAGCGAUUCACAGCCGAAUGUCGUCGCGCUCUGUUACUUCUCUCAGCUGAAGCAGACUUCGAGGAUCUUCUAGGCGAUGGAUCUGCCAUUGGCCGCCGCGGGGGGCGAGGGAGGAGGGGCGGAAAAGGUAAAGGUGAUAGAGGUAGAGGGGGAAGAGCAGAAUGGAUGACACGUGGUAGACAGGGUAGUCGGGGGCGGGCGGAUCAGGGCGAGAAGGAGAAGAGAGAGACGUCUCGUUCAUCAGGUGGAAAUAGGAAUCGGGAUGGAGAUGGAGAUGGAAGACGUGCGCGAUCGGAUAGUCGUGGUAACAACGGAGGAGAGAAGGAUUCUGGAGAAGUCAGGCUGAAGGAGAGUGGGUCUUCUCGAGGACAGGGAAGGGGCUAUGGGCAUGGAAGCGGACGUGGGCGAGGUGGAGAACGGCCUGUACAGAGUCGUGGAUCGGGCAGAGGGACAGAGCGAGAAGAUAGGAACGCAGGGCAAGAAGCGGACCCGAUGAGGUAUAAUGGACCUGGGAGGUGGGCUACGAGGAGCCUUGCUAUUCGGAGGGGUACUGGAAACGCAAACACUCGCGCUAAUCCAUCGUAAAGGGAAACCGAUGAAGAGGGGUAAAAGGGGACGUGGUGAUGUUCGCAGUUCUUGCUCUGUUUAUUGUCUUGCAUAUGCAUUUUCCCUUGAGUUAUUCGAUUAAUCUUUACAUGAAGU
Messenger RNA from Fomitiporia mediterranea MF3/22, 2724 nucleotides. RefSeq lists its product as uncharacterized. The transcript has 13 exons. NCBI's taxonomy places the organism in Eukaryota, Fungi, Basidiomycota, Agaricomycetes, Hymenochaetales, Hymenochaetaceae. Gene Ontology annotation, molecular function: nucleotidyltransferase activity. Gene Ontology annotation, biological process: RNA 3'-end processing. The coding region runs from base 16 to 2607 and encodes 863 amino acids. The record is from RefSeq and is a predicted model, not a curated record.